AUGGAGGAGGCGCAGCGGAAGGCGGACGAGAUGCUGGCGGAGCUGCAGGCGGGGAGCGGGGCGGAGGAGAAGGCGGAGCGGAUGGAGGCGGCGGUGGAGUAUCUGGCGGGCCUUCCGCCCGACGUGCGCGCGACCGUGCUGCCCGACGCUCUGCCGCGCCUGUUAGAGCUUCAGGCGGACUCAACGUUCCUUGUUCGGAAAAACUCGGUCGAGCUCUUCUACCGCCUCGGCUCCGCCAUCAAGCACCGCGACGCCCCUGCGCUCAUCGCCUCCGCGCUCGCCGCCAUCAUCCGCGCCUGCCCGCCCAUGCCCCUCCCCGCGCCCCCCCCUUCCGCCGCCUCUGCGCCCCCCGCGCCGUCCCCUGCUACUGCCGCGGCGCUCACACCUCUACCCGCGCGCCUGCCCCCCGCGGCUGUGGCGAGCACCAAGGCAGUCAAGCACGCCAUCUCUGCUGCUGCCGCCCUCCUUAAAGGCGCCUUCGCUGCUGUCACUCCCGCCACAGGCGAGCCUCAGCCAUGGUCAGAAGCGUGGGAGCAGGUAUCAGCGCUGGCACCGCUGAAAAGGGACCUGCUGCCAGGCCAGUACCCGGACAGCGUGCGCGUGCAUGCAGUGGGUUUCACAGAGAUGCUCGUGCUGCUCGGCCGACCCGGGGGCAAACCCGCUGCUUCUUCUUCUGCUGCUGCCGCUGGUAGUGGUGGUGCUGGUGGUGGCGGUAACGGCAGCAGUGGGCAGAACGGGAACAGCGGAAGGGACGGGGAUAAUGGUUCAGACAUGGCAAACGGAGUGCUACAUCUCCCCGACCCUGACUCCGACCCGUGGCUUAAAGCCCAGUCCCUCGCCUCCCUCUCCGCCCUCACCUCUCUCCUCCAACCCCCUGCAGUCGCCUCCCUCUCGCCCCCGCUCCUCCUCACGCUCACCAGCAGCCUGGCUGGGAUCGCCCGCCGCUGCCCCGCUCUUUAUAGUCACAUCGUGCCGGCUUUAGUGGGGAUAGUGCCGCCCACUGCCACGUCAGCAGCGUCGGCACCGGUGGUGGUGCCAAGUGGGGAGGAGAGUGGGUGUGGGGCGGUGCAGCAGCUGCUGCAGGCGUCGGCGAGUGUGAGGCACGGCGUGCGGGCGGCGCUGCUUGUCAUGUUGCGACUCAUGCCGCUCGCUCCAGGCGGGAUGAAGUGGCGGGACUGCUUGACGUCUCUCCUGAAGGAGUCGCUGGGAGCAGGAGAGGCAGUCGACUCAUCUUUAAGGCACAUCGACCGAUCCCUUCGCAACUCCGCUGCUGCCGCUGCCGCCGCCGCUGCCGCCGCUGCUGCUGAUGGUCCCACUGGAGCUUCUAGUGGGGGUAAUGGUGCGGGUGGGAAUGGUGGUGCUUCUGCUGGUGGCGUUGCUGCUGGUGGGGGUGGGGGUGGGGGCGAGGGAGCAGCAGCAAAGGCGGCUGCAGGGUCAGGGAAGGUUGCUGGUCGCCCUGCUGAUCCACGGGCCAAGGCUGCAGGAGUGAAGAGAGCGAGGGACUCCAAGCGCAUCCGACCGUCCACUGCUGCUCAAGCCAGCACAGCCACUCCCGCCAGCAGCACUGCAGCACCAGCAGCAGCAGCAGGCGGGGGAGCAGCAGCAGCAGGAGGCAGCAAUACAGCAGCCACCACAGCAGCAGCGGCAGCGGCGGCAGCAGCAGCAGCAGCAGCGGAAGCAGUAGCAGUGGACCCGUCAGCAGCCACGUUACCAGUGGAGCAGCUGGUAACCCUACUGAGUGCGCUGGUGGCGCGAGGCAGCGAGGGCAUGCUGGCAGUGGAUGCACUCAUCGCCUCGCUGCCCCCCGGCAUGCUGGCCGACCUGGUCAUUGAAUUCAUGCAGCACCUCCCUCCCUCGCCCCCUCCCGCUGCUGCCGCUGCUGGUGCUGCUGCUGGCGCCGUCCCACUCUCUCCCCGCCUUGCAGCCUACCUCUCUGUCCCUCGCACACCCGUAGCCCUCGUUCCUCUCUCGCCCCCCCAGCUGGCUGCAGCACAGCAGGCAGCGGUGUGCAGAGUGGUGGCCGGGGGGUGCAGAGCGGUGCUGCUGGGUGAAGCAGGGCUGUGGGUGGCGCUGCUGGUGGGCAUGGUGAGGGGGGCAGAGGAGGAGGAGCAGCAGCAGCAGGUGCUGGAUGCGCUGUUGAACUACCUGCUAGCAGACUAUAACCGCGUCAAGGGCUCUCAAGUUGUGCUCUCCGUGCUGCACGCUCUCGCACUGGACCACUCCUCCCCUCCCUCCUCCUCCUCUCCCUCCACGAAUAUCCCAGCUCUCCCACCACCACCAGCGCCAUCGUCUGUACCACCAGCAUCAUCAGGCGAAGGAGCAGCAGCAGCAGAAGCAGCAGGCGAUCCCAUGCAAGUGGAUGGCAGGGGGCAGGGGGGGGAUGCUGCCACUCCUGCCAAUGUUCUGGCUACAACAGCCGCUGGUGCACCUGCUACUGCCGGUGCUGCUGCAGCAGGAGGCAAGGACUUGGCAUCGUCUCACAUCCCUCCUCUCUACACUUCUUUCUUCUCUCGUGUGCUGAGAUCCCUUCUCUCGCCCUCCUCCGCUGCUGCUGCCGCUGCCCCUGGCGGGCUCAAGUCCCUCCUGCUGCCUCUCUUUGUUGAAGCGCCCUUCCUCCCUCCCCCGCUGCUCAACCUUCUGGGGCAGGCGUGUGGGCUGGAGGGGCUUGGACGGAAGGAGGGUGACGGGGGGAUUGGCGCGGGCAGGGGGGCUGGGGUUGGGGUGGGGAGGAAGAGGAGGCUAGAGGAAAGGGGAGAGGGGGAGGAGGGUGGGAGAGCAAUGGAGGUGGAUGGGGGGGGUGGGAGUGUAGGUGUAGGAGGAGAGAGGGGAGGUGUGGAAGGAGAGGGAGGAGGAAAAGGGGCGGGAAGAGACGCAGGAGAGGCGGGAGAGGGAGGAGAUGGAGGAGAGGGAGGGGAAGCCGAGGAGAACGAACCAGAGGGACCAAGAUCAGAAGAAGAGCUAAAGCGGGUAAAAGAGUCCCUCGUGGUCCUCUGGCGGCUGCUAGUCCUACGCCCACCCGUGCGCAGGAGAUGUCUAGCCAUGGCCUUACAGUGUGCAGUGCACCCGCACCCCGAUAUCCGAUCCAAGGGCGUGGCACUCGUGGCCAACCGCCUGCACGCCCUGCCGUACCUCACUGCAGGCGAGGGAGGGGCAGCAGGGCAAGCAGGUGGGGGCGGGGGAGGGGGAGCGGUGCAGCUGUCAGGCGAGCAGCAGAAGGCAGUGGGGCAUGAGGUGGAGAGGCGACUGGCGCUCUUCUGUGCGCUCUGCUCCCGGAGACCGUCUCUACUGGCGGAUUUCUUCCGGGUAUUCGGCCAAGUCAACCCCGUGGCCAAGCGGGUCAUGCUGCGGGACCUGCUGCCGCCCAUGCUCGCCACACUCCCCCCCACCACUCCCGACCUCCUCACACUCAUCUCCAACCCCCCAGAGGGUUCCAUGCGGUUGCUGCUGAAGGUGAGGCUGCCACUGAAAGCAACGUUUGCCUACUCAUUCACGUAG
Messenger RNA from Closterium sp. Naga37s-1, 3495 nucleotides. NCBI's taxonomy places the organism in Eukaryota, Viridiplantae, Streptophyta, Zygnematophyceae, Desmidiales, Closteriaceae. The record is from the annotation of a GenBank genome assembly.